This is a messenger RNA of Microsporum canis CBS 113480, 315 nucleotides long. RefSeq lists its product as uncharacterized. The transcript has a single exon. The coding region runs from base 1 to 315 and encodes 104 amino acids. The record is from RefSeq and is a predicted model, not a curated record. Lineage: Eukaryota; Fungi; Ascomycota; Eurotiomycetes; Onygenales; Arthrodermataceae.
AUGCCCCUUAUUCCGUACGGGGGUACCCGUCAGCUGGAGAAGUAUUUGCUUUUUGUUUCACGCCUUGAAGGAAACCCCGUGCUGUCAACCAGAUUUGGAUGCAACAUACUCUGUGGAGGGACAAAGCAUUGGUAUAAAUUCCGAAUCCAAUGGGAGGGUGAGGUGCCGCGCCACAUUCUUAGCGGGUGGGUAAUGAUGGUUAAGAUGGCUUUGUUUGGCCGGUAUGAGAAGUGGAAGCAAAUCCACGCCGCAUGCAAGAAAAGAGAGGAUGUCAAUGAAAUGCCUGAAUUUGAUGUUAGAUGCAAGUCACUAUGA